Molossus molossus (Pallas's mastiff bat) is the source of this 1424-nucleotide messenger RNA. It is a transcript of the gene SFR1, whose product is annotated as SWI5 dependent homologous recombination repair protein 1. NCBI's taxonomy places the organism in Eukaryota, Metazoa, Chordata, Mammalia, Chiroptera, Molossidae. The transcript has 5 exons. The record is from RefSeq and is a predicted model, not a curated record. The coding region runs from base 548 to 1243 and encodes 231 amino acids. Gene Ontology annotation, biological process: double-strand break repair via homologous recombination; positive regulation of DNA-templated transcription. Gene Ontology annotation, cellular component: Swi5-Sfr1 complex.
CCGGCCAGGCCAGCUUUCUGCGCCGUGGGGAUGGCGGAGGGAGGUAGCGUCCCGGGUCGCGGGCAAAUGUGUGAAAGCUGAACUGCUUCGGGGCUCCGCUGUGCAGUCGAAUAGCGCUCCCUUCACGCGGUCAGGGGACCUCUCGACUGCACCUCGGGCCUGGGGUCUCCAGGGCCAGUGUGGUUUUCUGCAAUGGUGGGCGGGUGGGAGGAUCCCCCGUAAAAUGGAUGCCUUUGUGUCAGGAAACAAACUUCGGUUUACUCUCCUUUUCAGGGGCUUUUCGCUACGUAAACGGAAACGGCGCAGACAGGCUUAACCGUAUCCGUGGUCGUGUUCCUUCUCUCUCAGGCCCGGAGGUUAUCGGCCCCCAGUUACACAGCCUUUAGGGUUUCGGGUGAUGUGACAGGGCUUGAAGGACUUGGAUGAACGCAGAUGGAGGGCCUAGUUUGUAUGAGACGCUGGCUAGUUCACUUGUCCUGAAAAGAACUAGUCACCCUGCGGACCAGCACCGCCUUAUUUAGAGGUAAACCAAGAUUCCAUUUCCAAGAUGGAAAGCCCCUCAGACUCAGCUGUGGUUUUACCUAGCACUCCCCAGGGCUGUGCCAGUCUGCCGUCUCCCCCUACCAGUAGUUCGAGAAAACAACCUAUGAGUGCAACACUUAGAGAACGGUUAAGGAAAACUAGAUUUUCAUUUAAUUCCUGUUACAGUGUGGUAAAGCGUCUUAAAGUAGAGAAUGAAGAAAACGAUCAGACCUUUGCAGAGAAACCAGCAUCUUCAACAGAAGAAAACUGUUUGGAAUUUCAAGAUAAUUUUGAACACAAAGACAGUGAAGUUGAAGAAAGUUCAUAUUUGAAAAAUACCACUAAGAAUAUCAGUGCAUGUGACUCUGAAUCACUUGAUACAGGGUCUUGCAGUGAUCUCCAGAAUGACUUUGAUGAGACUUUUCCCCAAAAAGUAUUAAAUGAUGACAAGGCAAAAUUGGUGAAGCAGAUUCAGGAGAAAGAAGACCUUCUUCGGAGGCUAAAACUAGUCAAAAUGUAUAGAUCAAAGAAUGACCUGUCUCAAUUACAGUUGUUAAUAAAGAAGUGGAGAAGCUGUAGCCAACUGUUGCUUUAUGAGUUGCAGUCAGCUAUGUCUGAGGAGAACAAGAAACUCAGCCUUACUCAGUUGAUAGACCUCUAUGGGUUAGAUGAUAAAUUACUGCACUAUAACAGAAAUGAAGAAGAAUUUAUAGGUGUUUAAUUCAUAAUUUUUUCUCUAUUGUUGAGAAUGACAAUUUAAAAAAUACUUAUACAUUCUAAAGGGAAGAUGUAAACCAUUAAGGCUUCAAGAAAGGUAUCUUGAUAAACAUCAAUUUAGGGCGCUCUAUUAGAUAAAUAAGUUCUCAAAUGAAAUUUUAAUAUUUUGGAUAAUUGCCAAAGAA